AUGGAUUUUGCUACCUGGUUUACUGCUGCAAAGUCCUUGGUUAUUUUUGGAAUGGGGGAAGAUGAGAGAGCAUGGAUCCUCCUUCGAUCCGCGCUUGAACACAUGACGGGCUUGACUUUGCUAUCCCUUCGGGGUGGUUUCAGCUACAACCUAAGUAUACCCCGGGUGGUAGAAAUACUGUCCGACUUCAAGCUUGAAGAUAUUCGAACCCUUCACCUCGAGGGUAUAUCUAUGAGUGAUGACACUCUAUCGUGGAGAAAUCUGCAGGAAAAGGCGGGAACUGCUAAAUUUACUGCACUAGAACUACGAAGUUUUCUCCAGACGCCAGAUGUUCUGAAGGACCUCGUCAGGUGGCCAGCCCACCUGGAAAAGUUCACUCUCGAACACACAUAUGGAGCAUGCUACGGUGUAGUUGGCUUAUAUAUGGAUUGGAGCUUGGCCAUAUUGCGGCCCAUCUUAGCCAUUCAUCAAUCCACCCUCCGCUCUAUUAGUAUCAAGUGUAUAAACGUGGCUGGCCUGGACGGAUUUGAUCUACGCGAGUUUGAGAACCUGGAAGAACUAAGUCUGUCAUACCAAUCUACAAAGGGGACUGUCGAUAUCCAUUUGAUCCCAAACUUGCUUGCUCCGCAGCUUCGUGUUUUCCACUGGGACCUGACGCUCGAGGACCAGCAGAGCAAUGAGAGCUUGGGGGAUUUUCAGCAGAAAGAAGAAAAUUGGCUGCGUAGGCUGGCGCUUUCAGCCGUCACACAAAGGUGUCCACUGCGUAGGAUUGAGAUUACAUUCACACCCCUAUACACGUAUUACUUUGACGGUGUAUACCCGUGGGACCUGAUGGAUGCUCUUGGACGGGAGCUGCAACCCCAUGGAAUCCAGGUGUCGGUCGUCGCCAACCCUGGUAGUAAGUACCGCACAAAAGCAUCCCGCCGCACACUGAACUUUUUCCUCCCCUCGCCAACCACAACAGUCGACAAAAAUCAUUCCUCGACAACCGUCAAGAUGGCUUUCCACAAGGUCGUUAAGAACAGCGCGUACUACAGCCGCUUCCAAACCAAGUACAAGCGCAGGAGGGAAGGAAAGACCGACUACUAUGCUCGCAAGCGCCUGAUCACCCAGGCCAAGAACAAGUACUCGUCCAAGAAGUACCGUCUUGUGGUCCGCUUCACCAACCGCGACAUCAUCACCCAGAUCGUCUACUCCGAGAUCACCGGUGACAAGGUCAUCGCUGCCGCCUACUCCCACGAGCUGAAGCGCUAUGGAAUCGAGCACGGUCUGACCAACUGGUCUGCUGCCUACGCCACCGGUCUGCUCCUCGCCCGCCGUCUGCUCAAGAAGCUCGAGCUUGACGAAACCUUUGAAGGUGUUGAGGAGGCCGACGGUGAAUUCACCCUGACCGAGGCCGCCGAGACCGACGACGGUACCCGCCGUCCCUUCAAGGUCUUCUUGGACGUUGGUCUCGUCCGCACCUCCACCGGUGCCCGUGUCUUCGGUGCCCUCAAGGGUGCCUCUGACGGUGGCCUGUUCGUCCCUCACUCCGAGAGCCGAUUCCCCGGUUACGACAUUGAAUCCAAGGAGCUUGAUGCCGAGACCCUCCGCAAGUACAUCACCGGUGGCCACGUUGCCGAGUACAUGGAGGCUCUUGCCGACGACGAUGAGGAGCGCUACAAGAGUCAGUUCAGCGAGUACAUUGACGAUGAGGUUGAUGCCGGUGACCUCGAGGACGUCUACCUGGAGGCCCACAAGGCCAUCCGCGAGGACCCCCUCAAGAAGGAUGAGGACGAGGGCCCCAAGAAGACCAAGGAGGAGUGGAAGGCCGAGAGCCAGAAGUACCGCACCAAGAAGCUCACCUACGCCGAGAAGCAGGCCCGCAUCCAAGAGAAGAUCCGCGAGCUUGCUGCUUAA
This is a messenger RNA of Talaromyces rugulosus, 1899 nucleotides long. RefSeq lists its product as uncharacterized. The coding region runs from base 1 to 1899 and encodes 632 amino acids. The record is from RefSeq and is a predicted model, not a curated record. Gene Ontology annotation, biological process: ribosomal large subunit assembly; translation. Gene Ontology annotation, molecular function: structural constituent of ribosome; 5S rRNA binding. Lineage: Eukaryota; Fungi; Ascomycota; Eurotiomycetes; Eurotiales; Trichocomaceae. Gene Ontology annotation, cellular component: ribosome; cytosolic large ribosomal subunit. The transcript is spliced from 7 exons.